AUGGCAGAUUCUUCUGCGGUUGCGGUUGCGCACCCUCGCUUCAUGGGAAUGCGAGGUAGAGCGCUGGACAUAACAGUUUCCAUCAUUGCGACGACUGGUUUCCUGCUUUUUGGAUAUGACCAGGGCGUCAUGUCUGGCAUCAUUUCAGCGGACCCAUUCAUGAAUUACUUCCCAGAAACUCUGCACAACUCGACUUGGCAAGGGUUCGUGACCGCGAUCUACGAGAUUGGCUGCUUGUUCGGAGCCAUAGCAAUGCUCAUUUUUGGUGACGCGCUCGGGCGACGGAAAGGAAUCAUGAUAGGCGCUGCGACUAUGAUCGUUGGUACCAUUAUACAAGUGACUGCUUUCAAGGGCCAUAAUGCCACCGCACAGUUCGUCAUCGGACGCAUUGUCACUGGUGUUGGCAAUGGCAUGAACACUGCUACAAUUCCCACAUACCAAGCCGAAUGCUCCAGGACGAAAAACCAUGGUCUCUUGAUCUGCAUCGAGGGCGGGGUCAUUGCCUUUGGUACGCUCAUCGCGUACUGGGUGGAUUAUGGAUGCUCGUACGGAAGCGACAACUUCACAUGGCGCUUCCCUAUCGCUUUCCAGAUCGUUUUCUGUAUUAUUCUCUUGGCUGGCAUGACCUGGCUUCCAGAGUCGCCACGUUGGCUUUUGACCAAGGAUCGACACGAGGACGCAGCCAAAGUGAUUGCGGCGCUCCGUGGGCAUGCUAUUGAUGACAGUGAGACACGCUUCGAAGCCCACAUCAUCAUGGACAGUAUCCGCGCGUCUGGCCACAAAGGAGGAAUCACACCAUUCAGCGCCCUCUUCACAAACGGAAAAACACAGCAUUUCCGACGGAUGAUGCUCGGCGCUUCAUCACAGCUCAUGCAGCAGAUUGGUGGCUGCAAUGCGGUCAUCUACUACUUUCCUCUCCUCUUCGAACACUCAAUCGGCGCUUCGCAUGAUCUGUCCCUGUUGCUCGGAGGUAUCAACAUGAUUGUCUAUUCGAUCUUUGCGACUACAUCUUGGUUCAUCAUCGAACGCACUGGUCGUCGCAAGCUAUUUCUGAUCGGUACCUGGGGGCAAGGCUUGUCCAUGGUUCUGGUGUUCGGUGCCCUCAUCCCGGGUACGCAAACUGCAGCGAAAGGCGCAGCUGUGGGCCUAUUCACAUACAUUGCAUUUUUCGCAGCGACAUGGCUUCCACUUCCAUGGCUAUACCCAGCAGAAGUAAACCCUGUAAAGACACGUGGCAAAGCAAACGCCAUCUCGACAUGCACUAACUGGCUAUCAAACUUCAUCGUCGUCAUGAUCACGCCUAUCAUGAUUGAUAACAUUGGGUGGGGCACCUACGUUUUUUUCGCAGCGAUGAAUGCGUGCUUCUUGCCCUUUAUCCAUAUCUUCUAUCCUGAGACCAAGCAGCGAAGCUUGGAGGAGAUUGACCUUAUCUUUGCCAAGGGCUUUGUGGAGAACAUGAGUUAUGUGAAGGCUGCGAAGGAGCUGCCAUUUUUGGAUCCCGUUGGCAUCGAGCAAAUGCAGAGAGAGUACGGUUUCUUUGAUGACGACACUCUUGAGGGCGGAAAGGAUGUUGGAGGGUUGGAAAAGGGUGAGGAAGCGACUGUUACUGAGACUCCACGUAUUUGA
Molecule: messenger RNA, 1626 nt
Organism: Alternaria postmessia
Lineage: Eukaryota; Fungi; Ascomycota; Dothideomycetes; Pleosporales; Pleosporaceae
Exons: 5
Coding region: 1-1626 (541 amino acids)
Biological process (GO): carbohydrate transport; transmembrane transport
Cellular component (GO): membrane
Molecular function (GO): carbohydrate:proton symporter activity
Source: RefSeq, a predicted model, not a curated record